UGAUCUUUUUUUUCAAAGAAACGACUUUUGCUUUCUGAUCGGAGGGGAAUAGAAGGAGAGAGAUGGCUCGUACGAAGCAGACCGCUCGCAAGUCGACGGGAGGAAAGGCUCCCAGGAAGCAGCUUGCCACCAAGGCUGCCCGUAAGUCUGCCCCAACUACCGGUGGAGUGAAGAAGCCCCAUCGAUACCGCCCUGGAACUGUUGCUCUUCGUGAAAUCCGCAAGUAUCAGAAAAGCACAGAACUGCUGAUCAGGAAACUGCCAUUCCAGAGGCUUGUCCGAGAAAUUGCUCAGGACUUCAAGACUGACCUGCGGUUCCAGAGCCAUGCCGUCCUUGCUCUGCAAGAGGCAGCAGAGGCGUACCUGGUUGGACUGUUUGAGGACACUAAUCUCUGCGCCAUCCAUGCUAAGAGGGUGACCAUCAUGCCGAAAGACAUCCAGCUGGCCAGGAGGAUCCGUGGUGAGAGGGCUUGAUCUGUUGAAACAUCUUCAUCAGAUGGAUGCUAAGAUUGACCCCUCCCUCCUUUCCAUAUUUAAUCCCUUCAAAAUCUAAUAUGCAUAUACAAACGGUAUGAUAUGUUAGGGAAUAGUUGGCUAGUCGCAUGGCGUUCUCUGAACAUAUGCUUUGAACUGCUCUUAUCACUUUUUUUUUUCCUUUCUGUGGUUUGUGUUGAUGUGGUUGUCUGUCCGUUAAAGGAUUUUUAGUACUAAGAUGUGCGUGAUUCUGUUUUCAAUUCGUUUUAUUGUCUGGAGGGAGGUAAAAAUGUUUACUCUCUGAACUCUCAAAGACUAUUCCAUUCUGUGGUAAUGUCUCUUAUUAGUUCACUAA
Magnolia sinica is the source of this 828-nucleotide messenger RNA. RefSeq names its product histone H3.3. The transcript has 5 exons. Bases 63 to 473 code for a protein of 136 amino acids. Gene Ontology annotation, molecular function: protein heterodimerization activity; DNA binding; structural constituent of chromatin. The record is from RefSeq and is a predicted model, not a curated record. NCBI's taxonomy places the organism in Eukaryota, Viridiplantae, Streptophyta, Magnoliopsida, Magnoliales, Magnoliaceae. Gene Ontology annotation, cellular component: nucleosome.